Molecule: messenger RNA, 2165 nt
Organism: Callorhinchus milii (elephant shark)
Lineage: Eukaryota; Metazoa; Chordata; Chondrichthyes; Chimaeriformes; Callorhinchidae
Product: suppressor of tumorigenicity 7 protein homolog
Exons: 17
Coding region: 376-1899 (507 amino acids)
Source: RefSeq, a predicted model, not a curated record
GAUCAACGAUAAUCUGAGCACAGCGCCUGGUCUCAGCUCCUCACUCGGGCUUACUGCACCAAGGGAAGGAAUCGCUUCAGAUUCGCUGCUGCUGAAUUUCAACGCAAGCUUUGGCUUUCACUUGCAAGGAAAAGGAUAAGCAGUGUUCUGCUGAGGGCCGCUGUUUAGCGCUUCAUCUUUCAGACUUGAACAAGGCAGCUGGCAUCCGCAGAGCACUAGCUCAUUGUCUGGCUUCAUGACCCCCGCUGUGUAGCUGCCUCAUCUUUUUUGCGGCAUCUGAACCGGCCAUGUUCGGCACCGAGUCUUCAUUGUCUCCUGCUGCCGUGGUUACCAGAUUGUGAUGGCUGAAAAUUGAUAUCGCUUACAAGCUGGCAUAUGAGCAUGUUUUUGAAUACUUUAACCCCCAAAUUCUACGUCGCCCUAACGGGCACGUCAUCCCUGAUCUCGGGGCUUAUUCUGAUAUUUGAAUGGUGGUACUUCCGAAAGUAUGGCACGUCGUUUAUUGAGCAGGUAUCGGUCAGCCACCUGCGGCCCUUGCUGGGCGGAGUGGACAACACCACACCGAGCCACUCCACUUCCAACAACGGAGAUUCUGACUCCAACAGACAGAGCGUGUCAGAGUGCAAGGUGUGGCGAAAUCCACUAAAUCUAUUCCGAGGAGCAGAGUACAAUCGGUAUACGUGGGUAACAGGAAGGGAACCUCUCACGUAUUAUGACAUGAAUCUCUCCGCACAGGACCACCAGACUUUCUUCACGUGUGAAACCGAUCACUUGCGACCAUCAGAUGCCAUUUGCACAGUAAUGCAGAAAGCUUGGAGAGAAAGGAACCCACAAGCGAGAAUUUCAGCGGCACACGAAGCCUUGGAAUUAAACGAGUGUGCCACUGCCUACAUUCUUUUGGCUGAGGAGGAGGCUACCACCAUUGUGGAGGCAGAGAGACUUUUUAAACAAGCUCUGAAAGCAGGGGAGGUUUGUUACAGACGUAGCCAGCAACUGCAGCACCAUGGAACCCAGUACGAAGCGCAGCACAGGCGGGACACAAACGUAUUAGUUUACAUUAAAAGGAGGUUGGCAAUGUGUGCACGCAAGCUGGGGCGGACAAGAGAAGCAGUGAAAAUGAUGAGAGACCUGAUGAAAGAGUUCCCUCUCCUCAGCAUGUUCAACAUCCACGAAAACUUACUGGAGGCACUGUUAGAGCUGCAGGCGUACGCUGAUGUGCAGGCCGUCUUAGCCAAAUAUGACGACAUCAGCUUACCCAAGUCAGCAACAAUAUGCUACACAGCAGCGCUACUGAAGGCGAGAGCUGUCUCCGACAAAUUCUCACCAGAAGCUGCCUCCAGGCGAGGGCUGAGCACUGCAGAGAUGAAUGCUGUAGAAGCAAUACACAGGGCAGUAGAAUUUAACCCACAUGUCCCCAAAUACUUAUUAGAAAUGAAGAGUUUAAUACUACCCCCUGAACACAUUUUGAAGAGGGGAGAUAGUGAGGCCAUAGCAUACUCCUUCUUUCACCUUCAACACUGGAAGAGAGUAGAAGGGGCUCUGAACCUAUUACACUGUACCUGGGAAGGAACUUUCCGAAUGAUCCCCUACCCUUUGGAAAAAGGUCACCUUUUCUAUCCAUAUCCAAUCUGCACAGAGACUGCAGACAGAGAACUGCUGCCAUCGUUUCAUGAAGUUUCAGUGUAUCCCAAGAAGGAGCUGCCAUUCUUCAUCCUCUUCACAGCAGGCUUGUGCUCCUUCACUGCCAUGCUCGCACUCCUCACGCACCAGUUCCCGGAGCUCAUGGGCGUCUUUGCAAAAGCUUUUCUCAGUACACUCUUUGCUCCAUUGAACUUUGUGAUGGAAAAGGUUGAGAGCAUCUUACCCUCCAGUCUCUGGCACCAAUUGACUCGAAUCUAGGAAGAAAGAAGCUGUGUUGGACUGACUACCAUGAGAAACUUGUGCCAAGUUCACAUCUUGCAGAGUGCAAGACAGCAUGAAAACAAAACAAAGGGAUGAAAAUCUGUGAUUUAAAGAUUCUCUGUUAUGGUUUGUUCUUACGUGAACAUGUUUUCUGUUGUAUCAGAGAAAGUUGUUGUUGUUUUAUUUAAUUUUUUGGGCCUUUAUUAAAAUGCUACAAAAUCAAAAAAAAGUCGUCCCCCCCCCCCAGAAUAAAGUUUAAAUUU